Molecule: messenger RNA, 528 nt
Organism: Colletotrichum acutatum
Lineage: Eukaryota; Fungi; Ascomycota; Sordariomycetes; Glomerellales; Glomerellaceae
Product: Fructosamine kinase-domain-containing protein
Exons: 2
Source: RefSeq, a predicted model, not a curated record
GAUGCUGCUGCCAACGGAACCUGGCUAGAGUUAACUAGAGCCGCCGAUUAUCUCCUGAAGUGUGUUGUGCCAGGCUUGUUGGAUCCGCUGCAAACGGGACUGAAUCCCAUUAAGCCCCGUCUCCUUCAUGGCGAUCUUUGGGCAGGCAACAUUGGGACAGACAAAGAUACUGAUGAAAUCAUGUUCCUCGAUGUCGGUUGUUUCUACGGGCACAAUGAAUUAGACCUCGGAAUGUGGCGACGCUAUGGUUCACAGAAUCUUGGUCAGCAAUACCUGGACGAAUACAAGCAAAUCUUUCCACCCUCUGAACCACAAGCGGGAUUCGACGAUCGGAACAGGCUUUACAGCAUCAAAUUUGAUCUGAACGCUUCUGCUGGUACGCCAAGUGAGAAGAAUAGGAAUACUGCCUUGAACAAUAUGCUCUAUCUUAUCGAGAAGCUCAGUAUGAUUCUAGUCGAAGGCCUGCCUAGAUAUGAUCCAAGGAAAGACCCCUCUGCGGGAUCUGAAUAUAUAUAUGCGAAUAGAUAA